UUCCAGCCAUUCUCUCUGAUGAAGAGAGAGGCUAGGGAAACUGGGAACAUGGCCGCCGAACAUACACAAAAACCCGAGAGAGGGCUGCAUGACCCGCUAAUUAACCCAGAAAAUUCUAGAGAUGGGAAGAAUGACGUUGAAUCUGAAGUUUCUAUAAGAGAACAAGGUGUUAGUAUAAAGGAUUGUGUUAACGAUGCAGAAGCAAAAGAAACUGUGGAAACUGAUGUUGAUUCAGGGCUAGUAAGUCAAGCAGAAUCCAGCACUUGUCCCGUUGAUUUGGAGUCUACAGUUUCUAAUGUAGAGAUGAAGAAGCCUUCCGUUGUUUCCACAAACCCUCAUCUCCAAAUGGAAUGGUCUGACACAGAGGAGGAUUCGGGGCAAGUCAUACUCAGCAACUGUGAAAAAACAGUCCUUGAAGCCGAUGGAGCAGUUACACCUGAGCCGAGGGAGGAGACCGUAGGACUUUCAUCUGGAGCUGAGACAACUUUGAAACUUAAAGUAGAACCACCACAGCUGCAGGAGGAUCAGACUGUAUCAAAAGAAGUAAGCAAAGAAUUGCAUGCUGGGGAAACAACAGCAUUAGAAGAGAAUGGAGGAAGUGAAGAUGUAAAAGAAAAGGGAGGAGAAGAAGAAGAAGAAGCAGCAGUGGAAGGUAGAGUAAAGGAGAAGGAGGAGGUGGUUGUGAAGCCGAGGAAAACCCGCCUGGAAUGCCGUGAGUGUGGGAAGUGUUUCACCCGUCGCGAGACGUACAACCUGCACCGUCACUUCCACAUGCACCAGGAUGAACAAGCCUCGCUCACCUGCAAAGAGUGUGGCCUCACAUUCCAACACAGAAGCAGUCUCAUCAAGCAUCGAAAUGAACACAAGGAGAAAGCUGAAUCGGCAACACUCCCAGUGCCAGUACAGGCAUCAGUUUCAUCGUUAUCAGUAACAGCAUCCUCAGACAGGAAGUCCCUCAGCAGCAAGGAAAAGGACCCACAGUGUGAGUAUUGUGGGAAGACGUUUGAGACGCUGGUCAAGCUCCGCACGCACAGUUGUAAACUGGCCCCGGAGAAGCCCUACCGAUGUCCGUUAUGCCGCAAGGAGUUUCAGUACAGAGUGUCCAUCACUGCUCACAUGCAGACACACUCCCUGGAAAGUCCUUUCCGUUGUCUGGAGUGCAACAAGGGCUUUCAGUCUGCCUUGACUCUGAGGAUUCAUCAGCGAUCCCACGCUGCUCUUAAGCCCUACGCGUGUCCCGAGUGUGGAAUGGUCUUCAGGCAUCGCUCCGUCAUGGAGGAUCACCGGCGGAGACACACGGAGGAGCGCCCCUACCACUGCAACAUCUGCGGCAAGUGUUUCAAGUACGCCAGCCUCCUGCACCAGCAUCAGUACCUGCACACGGGCAAGAAGCCCUUCCGCUGCCGCGAGUGUGGAAAAGCGUUCGCUUUUUCCCAGAACUUACGCGCUCACAAUCGCCAGCACACGAAGCACCCGCACAGCUGCACUCACUGUUUAGAUACUUUUUCAGACGAAGCUAAACUGCAGGAGCACAUUGCUAGCCAUGAGAUGUCACACGAUGCUGGUGUAACAGACAAGGAGAACACUAACUAUGCUGUGGAGCAGCCGCGGCUCUACAACUGCCCCCUGUGCUCCCAAGUCUAUUAUAGGCCUGCCGACCUGCGGGUGCACAUGUUGGUGCAUGAGGCGGAGUAUGAGGGCAUGAGUAACGGAGUAAAGGACUCCGACCUGACGUACGCCUGUCCUCGGUGCCCGCUGGCAUUUUCAGACGAGGCAAGCCUACAGGCCCAUGUCAUCACCCAUGAGGCUUCAUUCGCGAAGAAGGAUGUACGGGGCCUUGGCGUGGGACGGAUAGAGAACAUGCCGGGAAGCGGGAUCUAUGGUGACCAGCUAGACAAGAAGCCGCUGAAGUGCCGAGACUGUGGCCGAGGUUUUCGCCACCGUUCCGUUCUGGAGUUGCACAUGCGCAUUCACAGUAAGGAUAAACCGUACCAUUGCAAUGUGUGUGGCAAGUCCUUUAGGUUCAGUAGCUACUUACAACAGCACCUCAUUAUCCACACGGGAAAGAAGCCAUAUAAAUGCCCUGACUGUGGAAAAGGUUUUGCAUUCCUCCAGAACAUGAAGACUCAUCAAAGACUUCACCAACAGAAACCGUUCCGGUGCACGCAGUGCCGCAAAGGCUACAGCGACGAGGACCAGCUGCAGCGCCACAUGCUGUCCCACACCGGGGACAAGCCCCAUAAGUGCCACCUGUGCCACAAGAGCUUUGGGCUGGUGUACCUGCUGCGCGAUCACAUGAACACUCACACAGGCGAGAGGCCCCACCGUUGUCAGGAAUGCAACAAAUCAUUUCAGUGGCUGAGCAGCUUGCUAGUGCACCAGAAGAUUCACACGCGUAAGCAUCAAGGACCCGGCCAGUCUCGCUCUCACUCCGUGGCCUCUCCGAGCAGUAGGUUAAAAGAAGAGGGCAGGAGGACCAGGAGAGCGGACAGCGUUAGAUCAGACUGGCGUGGAUGGGAUGGAGCCCAUGGAACAAUGAUGCUUACACAGCCCAGCACCUACGCUGCCCCUGUGUCACAACAAGUGCCAGACUGGCAGGGCAGGAUACCACUGCAGCAGCCACCGCAAGAUCAGUGGCCGCCUGGUGCUCUAGUUAAACAGCAAUCACCAUGGAAACCAGAGCAGAAGCGGGAACCGCAAAGACAGUCGGACCCGCCAGCUCAGUUGGUCCAUGCACAGCAACAGCAGCACUGGCAGAUAGAGCGACAGACCCAGCCCACUCAGGUGCAGAAUGUGACUUGGAUCUCUGUGAUGCCCCCACAGGCUAACCAGGUUGUGCAACAGCAGGCACAGCAAAAGCCAGUGCAGCACCAACAACAGGCCCAGUCUGAGGCACCAUCACACUCGGCCCAGUCACAGGGUGCCAGCCGGACUGACUCGUCUCUGACCUCACAAGCAGGGCUUUCAGUUCUGUUCUCCAGACCCCACCCGCCACCAGAAGAUGGAGGAACUCUUGCUUGGAGCACUAAAACAUCCCCAGCUGUUCCACACAUCCAAAGCUCAUCGAAGGUAGUUGUGGCAGAGCAUGAGCAUCAGAGGACUCCUCUUUCUGUCUUCUGGGGUAGCACCGGUUCCUCUGUGCAGCCGCAGACCUCAACAGGCCCUGUUCCUCAUGAUGCCGGGUCCACUGUCCCGUCCACUAAGCCAAAUGAUCAAGAGUCACAGCUGUCACAUGGGCCUAAAGCUUCAGCCUCAGUACAAACAACCCAACCUGGGAUGUCCUCUCUACCAUCAAAAGAUGACCCUAAAUUAUGGAGUUAUAAAAUACCCAUUGGUGUACCCCUAACGGUAUCAGACCAACCUGGCAAUGGUACAGAUAAACAACAACAACGACAGCAGUCUCCAGGCUCAGCAAACCAGUCUUUGGCACCCAUUCAGACUGCCAUAAUAGACCCCUCUCGCAUAGCCCCCGGGACAGAGAAUACCCUCUGGACAUUCCAAACUACCUCAGUCAUUCCCAAGACUCUAAGUUCUCAAGACAUAUCCAGUAGUGCGGUAGAACAACAGCAGCAACAAUUGCAACCCCAACAACUAAUGCACUUGCAACAACAAAAGCUACAGUUGCAGCAGCAGCAGCAGCAUUUACAACUGCAGCAACACCAACAAUUGCAACGGCAGCAACAGCAAUUACAGUUGCAACAGCAACUACAGCUGCAACAGCAGCAGCAGCAGCAACAACAGUUACAGUUACAGCAACAACAGUUACAGUUACAACUGCAAAAGCAAAACCCGAUAACCUCGACCUGGGUGAAUCCGCCCACGUCACAAAUGAGCCCGAUAACCAUUCAGUAUGGACCACCUCGCUUCACACAUGGGGACGCGACUGCGGUGUGGGGUUUUCAGACGACUCCGGCGGGGGCCCAGACAUUGAUAACAGGACCAAUCCAGCAGGGGGCCGUGCGAGCCCAGACCCAGUUGCCGUUGAUGACGGGACCUCAGAUCAUCAUCAAUCAGGCCUCACCGUUCCUCUCUCCUUCCCUUCGCCCGCUACCUCCACUUGGCCUGCCAGCUCCGCACCCCCUUCACUCCGUUGCAGUCAACCAGAUUUCAAGGCCACCACCUCAGAACUUGUUUUUUAGCCCACAGGGAAUUAUAGGCGACAGGCCGGCCCUGCCUCAAACACGGCCCUUUGCUCAGAUAACUCCUCGGACUGAGCUGCCUAACCUGUCAGGCCGUUUGCCUUUCCCCACAGACCGCCGCCUGUGUGUGAUUUGUGGAUGCUCAUUCCCUCAAGAGCUUGAGCUACAAAUGCACUACAUGCAGCAUGCAAAAGGGGAAAUCUGAUCUGUACUGCAAAAAAGGCAAACACUCUUGAGUUUUGAAGCUGCUGUAUCUCCUGCUUGAACACUGACAUGUCCUUGUUGUUUAUGGUAAUUCAUUGAGCUUGGAAUUAAAUUAAUCAUUUAACUUGAUAUCUCAUGUUGUAAACAUUUGUUAUCACUGAUGAGAUGCUCUGAAAUGGUUUUUGUGGUCAAUUUUGCAUACAGGACAGACAUCAUAUUACUUUGACUCAUUGAUGCACAUAGACAUUAAAUAUAUCAAGAUGUUAUACCUUUUCUGUGUAUGCCAGGUGCUACAUUUUCUGAUUUAGUUGAUAUUAUUCAGGGCCUCAAAUGUAUCUGCCAAAUAAAUGUCCAAAUAGAGUA
Molecule: messenger RNA, 4706 nt
Organism: Clupea harengus (Atlantic herring)
Lineage: Eukaryota; Metazoa; Chordata; Actinopteri; Clupeiformes; Clupeidae
Biological process (GO): regulation of transcription by RNA polymerase II
Cellular component (GO): nucleus
Molecular function (GO): sequence-specific DNA binding; DNA-binding transcription factor activity, RNA polymerase II-specific
Source: RefSeq, a predicted model, not a curated record